AUGGGUCGCCCAGCUGGCGCGAAAUCGCCAGCCUCGCGGGCCUCGCCUCCGCGUGGAAGCUCGCCCAAGUCCAAGUCGAAGGCAGGAAAGCGACCUGACGACUACAGCUCGGAUGGCGUCCAGGACAACGAUGUUUUCCUGCUCCCCGUCUCUGACUACCAGAUUAUGGUGGCAUUGACCGUUGUCGCCGCCGCUGUUCGCCUUUUCCGCAUAUACCAGCCCACGAGCGUCGUCUUCGACGAGGUCCACUUCGGUGGCUUUGCCUCAAAAUACGUCAAGGGCAAGUUCUUCAUGGACGUGCACCCACCGCUGGCCAAACUCCUCAUCACCUUGUUCGGCUGGGCGGCUGGCUUCGACGGAGAAUUCGACUUCAAGGAUAUUGGCAAAGAUUAUCUCGAGCCCGGCGUCCCAUAUGUUGCCAUGCGCCUGUUUCCGGCCAUCUGCGGCAUCCUUCUGGCCCCGACCAUGUUCCUUACCUUGAAGGCUGCAAACUGCAGGACCUUUACUGCGAUCUUGGGAACUGGGCUCAUCAUCUUCGAGAACGGCCUCCUUACCCAGGCUCGAUUGAUCCUGCUCGACUCUCCCCUGAUGAUUACCACGGCAUUCAGUGCCCUGGCUUUCUUCUCCUUCAGCAACCAGCAUGAGCAGGGUCCCACAAAGGCUUUCCAGCCCAGUUGGUGGUUUUGGCUUAUCAUGACCGGCCUCGGCUUGGGUAUGACUGUCAGCAUCAAGUGGACUGGUCUGUUUACAAUCGCCUGGGUCGGCGCCUUGACUCUGGUGCAACUCUGGGUAUUGAUUGGCGAUGCGAAGACGGUUACUCUGCGUGUUCUGGCCAAGCAUUUCAUGGCCCGGGUGUUCUGCCUGAUUGUCAUUCCCGUGACUUUCUACAUGGCCAUGUUCGCUGUCCACUUCCUCUGCCUUGUCAACCCCGGCGAUGGUGAUGGCUUCAUGAGCUCUGAAUUCCAGGCUACUCUGAACUCCAAGGGCAUGCAGGAUGUCCCUGUCGACGUACUGUUGGGCAGCCGAGUCAGCAUUCGGCACUUCAACACCCAAGGCGGUUACUUGCACUCGCAUCCGCUGAUGUACCCGACCGGCUCCAAGCAGCAGCAGAUCACCCUCUAUCCCCACAAGGACGAGAACAACAUCUGGCUGCUUGAGAACCAGACGCAACCCCUCGAUAUCCAUGGCGAGCCCAUCAAUGGGACCCUCGCUUGGGAUAAUCUCCCCGAACCCCACUACAUCAAGGACGGAGAUGUUCUCCGGCUCUAUCAUUCGCCCACUCACCGCCGUCUGCAUUCCCACGACGUGCGGCCCCCGAUCACUGAAGUCGACUGGCAAAACGAAGUGUCGGCUUACGGAUACGAAGGAUUUGAGGGCGACGCGAAUGAUUUCUUCAAGGUCGAGAUCGUCAAGCAGUCGUCCAAGGGUGGUGAGGCUCAAUCCAGGGUCCGUACCAUCGAGACCAAGUUCAGGCUUGUUCACGUCAUGACGGGAUGCGUCCUCUUCUCCCACAAGGUUAAGCUCCCCGACUGGGCUUCUGAGCAGCAAGAAGUUACCUGUGCCCGCGGCGGAUCGCUCCCCAACAGCCUGUGGUACAUUGAAUGGAACGACCACCCGAUGCUCGGCGACGACGCCGAGAAGGUCAACUAUGCCCGCCCCAGUUUCUUCUCAAAGUUCUGGGAGCUGCAGAAGGUCAUGUGGAAGACCAAUGCUGGACUUGUCGAGUCUCACGCUUGGGACUCGCGCCCUCCCUCGUGGCCAAUUCUUCAGCGAGGCAUUAAUUUCUGGGGCAAGGAGCACCGCCAGAUCUAUUUGAUGGGCAACCCCGUUGUUUGGUGGAGCGCGAGUGCCGCGGUCGUCAUCUACGUUCUUUUCAAGGGCAUCGCUGUCCUUCGAUGGCAGCGCAGCUGCAACGACUACGCUAACAACACUUUCAAGCGCUUCGACUACGAGGUCGGCACAUCCGUCCUCGGCUGGGCCCUGCACUACUUCCCCUUCUUCCUCAUGCAGCGCCAGUUGUUCCUUCACCACUACUUCCCGGCCCUAUACUUCUCCGUCAUCGCACUCUGCCAGGUAUUCGAUUUCGUCACCGCGAGGGUCGGCGCUCUUGGCAUCAAGGACAAGCCAGUCAUCAACCGGGCCGGCGCCGUUCUGUUCCUGGCUUUGUCCAUAGUGGUCUUCGGUCUCUUCGCUCCGCUCGCAUACGGCAAUACCUGGACCAAGUCGGAGUGCAACCGUGUCAAGUUGUUCAAUACUUGGGACUUUGAUUGCAACACCUUCUUUGACAGCUACGAUGCCUACAACGCUCUACCUUCGACCAAGGCAGCCGACCAGACUCCGCAAAAGUCGGUAGUCCCUCCAUCGGCCCCCCCACCAGUGGUUGGCGGCGAGCAAGCACAGAUCCCGAUAGCAGGCGAGCCAAACCAGGCUGGAAUUUCAGGGGCCCCCGUGCCUCCCGGGCAACGCGUCCUGUCCCGCGAGGAGCGCGUUGAGUACCGCGACCAAGAUGGAAACCUCCUGAACGAGGAGCAGGUGAAGGCCUUGGAAGGCAAGGUCGAGUUCAAGACCCGCUACGAGACGCGCAUGCGCGUCGUCGACGCGGAUGGCAACGAGCUACCGAUGCCCGAGGGCGGUUGGCCGCAGGAUCAAGCGAACCCAGCCGGCGGCGCUCCGGAGGGCGUGGCUCCCCCUCACCCUGACGUCGAGGGUGCCAAUCGGGAGACCAAGCUCGGUUCGAAGAACCUGGUCCCUGACGACCCGCUUCCCGACGCCAAGAGGAGCGUUGCGGGCCAGAAGGAAAAGGAGGGGAAGAGCGCGAAGCCGGCCAGCGAGAACAACGAGGCUACCGCACAGCAGGUUUGA
Messenger RNA from Phialemonium atrogriseum, 2862 nucleotides. Its product is annotated as Dolichyl-phosphate-mannose-protein mannosyltransferase-domain-containing protein. Bases 1 to 2862 code for a protein of 953 amino acids. Gene Ontology annotation, molecular function: dolichyl-phosphate-mannose-protein mannosyltransferase activity. The record is from RefSeq and is a predicted model, not a curated record. Gene Ontology annotation, biological process: protein O-linked glycosylation via mannose. Gene Ontology annotation, cellular component: endoplasmic reticulum; membrane. Lineage: Eukaryota; Fungi; Ascomycota; Sordariomycetes; Cephalothecales; Cephalothecaceae. The transcript has 4 exons.